AUGCAUUUCAUCGAACCAGAAGAUAUCUCUGACAGCGAGUCAUCGUCUGGCGGUGUCGAUCUCCCCCUUGAGGCAUUCGAAGAAGACAUAUCUGCCAAAGACAGAAUUCACAAGUUGCCCCGGAAUGUCAAAACCCUCCGUGCAAUCCGCAUACAUUAUCUUCCGCGACUCAGCCGUCGCCAACGCUGCCAGAUAGGCAGCAGACUUUGCGAGCUGUCUAGUGCGUUCGACACUGUAGACCUAUCGAAAGGCACCGAUGAAGGCACUGCGCUUGGUUAUACUGUGGAACCUGUCCCGAAGCUGCGAGCACAAAUUCCAGAUGCAUUGCUCUACACAGAAGACAUGAUAGAAAGAGGCUGCCCUGUAAGGGGCUGGUCCGACAUGAGCACCCUUAACCGCUUCCUUUUCCGCUUCGAAGAGUACUUCUCGUGCGACGAGUUGAUCAAGGGGCUGAACAAAUCCAUACUCGUCACAAUUGCCAAAGUCGACCGAGUCACCCGCCAGAUCACCAUCUCCGAGCAAUACGCCGCAAACCUCUACUUCCUUUACAACCACGACCUCUUCCCGGAAGCUUUCGACGAGCACGGCGAACGCCGCACACGCGCCUCCUUUCUCGAAAGCCAUUUCGAGCCCUUCGCCGCAGACAUCACGCACACCCUCAGCCGAGCCGCCGCCGACAUCGAGGCCCUGCGCCCGUGCCUCACCACCCUCAAAUCAUACGCCGAGCUACUUAGCGUGCCCUCGUCCGAGAUCCAGCGCCUACACUGGAAACACCGCGAGCAGCUUAACGCGUAUAUGGUGAAGGUGGAUGAGGAAAUUGCGCAUCGGGCGCGGCAUUAUGGAUUGCUUGUGCUGUAUGCUGUGCAGUUGGAGCUGCGCAGAGAGAGGUUUUUGAUGACGGAGAAGAGUGUGUUGGAUGGGUUGAAUAGGAUGAUGGCGGAUGCUGUGCGUGUGAGGGUGUUUAUGGCGGAGAUUAGGGGAUGGGUGGAGGAGGGGGGACGAGUGGGUUGGGUGCAUGGCAUGGUGGAGAGGGCGAGGGAGAAGGUUGUCAGUGGGGGAUGGAUGGGUUGUGGGAAUAGGUUUUGA
Pseudovirgaria hyperparasitica is the source of this 1086-nucleotide messenger RNA. RefSeq lists its product as uncharacterized. Bases 1 to 1086 code for a protein of 361 amino acids. Lineage: Eukaryota; Fungi; Ascomycota; Dothideomycetes; Acrospermales; Acrospermaceae. The transcript has 3 exons. The record is from RefSeq and is a predicted model, not a curated record.